Botrytis porri is the source of this 495-nucleotide messenger RNA. RefSeq lists its product as uncharacterized. Lineage: Eukaryota; Fungi; Ascomycota; Leotiomycetes; Helotiales; Sclerotiniaceae. The transcript has a single exon. The record is from RefSeq and is a predicted model, not a curated record. Bases 1 to 495 code for a protein of 164 amino acids.
AUGACUUCACAUCUCAAAGAUUCAAACAUUCUUCGAACAGGAAGCUGCAAAAGUACAGAAGCUCAUUACCAGUCAUGCUGUGAGGAUAAAUUCAUUCAAAUACUUCAGCAGAAUUUUGGGUUUCCUUCUGAAGUGUCAUCACAACUACCACAAUGCAGUUGCGAGCCCUUUCGAGCUGACAUCCCCGAUGCUUUGAGAGAAUGCAUAAUUGUAUCCAUGGACCUCGAGAUGAGCAAGGACCAAACACAGCUCAGUGAAAUCGGUAUCUGUACGCUGGAUACUAGAGACCGUCAAGAUUUCAAGCAAAAGUCGACGUCUGACACGAAUAAGGUCCUGUCGACAUAUAGCUUUGGACUCCAUCGUUACAAAACAAUCAGCAAAAGAUUCCGAUAUGGCGAGGCCGAAUACACGGAAGAGAAUAAGUUAAGGAUUUGCUUCAACGGGUCUUGCGAACUGGAAGCCCUUUCCCCAAGUCAACAGAGUCUCGUCAAGUGA